Molecule: messenger RNA, 2528 nt
Organism: Artibeus jamaicensis (Jamaican fruit-eating bat)
Lineage: Eukaryota; Metazoa; Chordata; Mammalia; Chiroptera; Phyllostomidae
Gene: ACOT8
Product: acyl-CoA thioesterase 8
Exons: 5
Coding region: 99-1058 (319 amino acids)
Biological process (GO): fatty acid catabolic process; acyl-CoA metabolic process
Cellular component (GO): peroxisomal matrix
Molecular function (GO): fatty acyl-CoA hydrolase activity
Source: RefSeq, a predicted model, not a curated record
CCGAUUACUUGAGCUGGCUGCGGGGACCUGCGAAUUCAGGGCUGGUCUCCCGGAGUCUGAUUCAGUGCAGUGUUUCCGGCCGGCAGCGAGUGAUCGACAUGACCUCCACGCAGUCCCCGGAGGAUGGGCAGGGCGGUGGCGAUGUCCCCAGGGACCUCCGCAGCGUCCUGGUCACCAGCGUGCUCAACCUCGAGCCGCUGGACGAAGAUCUCUUCAGAGGAAGGCAUUACUGGGUACCCAUAAGCAAACGGCUGUUUGGGGGCCAGAUCAUAGGCCAGGCCUUGGUGGCUGCAGCCAAGUCUGUGAGUGAAGACAUUCACGUGCACUCCCUGCACUGCUAUUUUGUGCGGGCAGGGGACCCGAAGGUGCCCGUUUUGUACCACGUGGAGCGGACGCGAACAGGGGCGAGCUUCUCAGUGCGCUCUGUGAAGGCCGUGCAGCACGGCCAGCCCAUCUUCAUCUGCCAGGCCUCCUUCCAGCGGGCCCAGCCCAGCCCCCUCCAGCACCAGUUCUGCAUGCCCACGGUGCCCCCGCCGGAGGACCUGCUGGACUACGAGACUCUCAUUGACCAGUACCUAAGGGACCCUGCCCUCCAAGAGAGGUACAGAAUUGGCCUGAACCGAAUUGCUGCCCAGGACAUGCCCAUUGAGAUCAAGCCAGUAAACGUAGUCACCCUGCACCAGCUGCAGAACACAGAGCCCAAACAGAUGUUCUGGGUACGAGCCCGGGGCUACAUUGGGGAGGGCGACUUCAAGAUGCACUGCUGCGUGGCUGCGUACAUCUCGGACUAUGCCUUCCUGGACACAGCGCUGCUGCCGUACUGGUGGCAGUAUAAGGUGCACUUCAUGGCCUCCUUGGACCACUCCAUGUGGUUCCACGCCCCCUUCCGAGCGGAUCACUGGAUGCUCUAUCAGUGCGAGAGCCCCUGGGCUGGUAAGUGUGGGGCCACGUGGGACAAGGGCACUGGCCUUGGGGUGGUAGGGAGUGUGCAUUCCUAUGAGGCACCGUACAGGUCACUUGCUCUCCUGUCCCCCAGGCUUUGGCAUCCUUGCCUCUGAAAUGACAGGGUGAAGCUGGAGGACAGGACGCCUGCUCAGCUCCUGGUUUCUGUAACAUGCUGGGACUGUGGUUCACAGUAUCUCAGAGACCCAGUUCAAGUUCCAGAACCACUUCUGAGUCUCCAUAUGGCCUUGGGCAAGUCCCAUUGCCUCUCCAAGCCUCAGUUUCCCAACCUAAAUAGAGUUGUAUCAGAGCAGUGGUAUCCAAACCUGGUGGCCCAUCACACCGCCACUUGGGGGAGCUUUGUCAAAGUAGAUGCUCGGAUUCUAACAUUAUGACUCAGCAGGUCUUGGAAGAGGUCCAGGAAACUGUAUUUUUAAGAAGCUCCCUAAGUGCUUCUGCUGGUUAACGAGGUUGGGGCUGGGGGCACUUAACAAUUUCUAAGGGCCUCCCUACUUGGAUGCUCCUCAUCGGACAUGGAGAAGCCCAGACUCAUUCGUUCAUCAGUGUCUGGUGGCAGAGCCCUGGGUUCCUCUCCAAGGAAAUACCUUUCAAAUGAUGAAAAGCCUCGCUUUGUACGACAGGGACCAAACUUACGGGACUCUUGAUACCCAGGGAAGGGGGCCUCUCAAGGACCAACAGCAUCCCAGUAGAAGAUCAGCAACCUUGAAGUUGGGAGACUUGGGUUGGGGUUUGGUCUGAUUCUUAAAGCCAAGUUCCUCAGCCUCUCCAAAUUUCAGGCUUCUCUGGGGAAGGGGACAAGCAGCCCUGCUUCACUUGGCUACAGUGAGGACUAAGUGAGCUGCACUGUGUGUAAGCGAAGCCGGCAGCUCCCAUCAUACGCACCGAGCUAGGCCAAGGCUGGCAAAGGAGAGAAAAUCGGCAGGUGGGGAGGGAGGGUGGCCGGACCUCACAGCCCAGGAUUCUCUCCCCUGAGCCUUUUUGCACCCUUGGAGGUUGGGUGGGGGCAUGGCUGUUUUUCCUAUAAUACCGGCCUUGAGGGACUGGUAUGAUUUAUUGUAAAGGGAACUGAUGGGUUUCCUAACACGAGCUUAGAUCUGCUUACCCAGGUACUGUCCAAGGCUGUUCUAAAAGUCCCCACUCUGUGAUCUUUUUAAAAAAAAAAAAGGUUUUACUUACUUAUUUUUAGAGAGGGGAAGGGAAGGAGAAAGAGAGGGAGAGAAACAUCAGUGUGUGGCUAUCUCUCGCACACCCCCUACUGGGGACCUGGCCGGCCACCCAGGCAUGUGCCCUGACUGGGAAUUGAACUGGCAACCCUUUGGUUUGCAGCUUGGCACUCAAUCCACUGAGCCACACCAGCCAGGGCUCUGAUCUUUUUGAGGAAUCCAGAGAAGAUAUGAAAGUGCUUUUCAAUUGUCAAUUGGGUUCCCAUGGGAGGAGUUACUCCCAAUGAGUGACCACCCCAGGCUCAUAAAAAGGCACUUGGAGUUUGGGAGUGACUACACACUCAGUGUGCCCUUGUGCGGGGCAGCCCAACCUGGACUGCACCCUUUUCCAGAAGCCUGUUU